AUGGAUGACAUUAUUCCUGACUUAGUACGUGAUACGAAUUUGAGUUCACCCACUUUGGACAAAGUCCCUGUGACGAUUCUGUCAGGAUACCUUGGUGCUGGAAAAACUACUCUUUUGAAUUAUAUUCUAACCUAUGCCCAUAACAAAAAGAUUGCUGUUCUUUUAAAUGAUUUUGGAGAAGGUUCAGCUGUAGAGUCUAGUAUUGCGUGGAGUGAAAAAGAUGGCAACCUCUUUGAAGAAUGGAUAGAAUUGCGUAACGGUUGUUUAUGCUGUUCUUUAAAAGAUGCAAGUGUACGAGCCAUUGAAAAUUUAAUGAAGCGGAAGGGAAAAUUUGAUUAUAUUCUAAUUGAGACAUCUGGACUUGCUGAUCCAGGUCCUGUUGCAUCACUCUUCUGGUUAGACGAAGAUUUAUGUAGUCAAAUUUGCCUCGAUGGAAUCGUAACAGUUUUGGAUUCAAAAUACUGUUUACCACAUCUUAUGAAGUCUACUGGGGAUGAGAUGAGUGAAUAUGAAAGACAGGUACUUUUGGCUGAUGUACUCAUUGUCAACAAAACUGACUUGAUUUCUGAUUCAGAAAAAUCAGAAGUGGUUCAGCGUAUUAGAGAUAUCAAUAAUUCUGCUAGGCUCAUUGAAACUAAUUAUUGCAAGGUGAAUUUGGAAGAAAUUCUCGAUCUUCAGAUGUAUUCUAACAGUCCUAAACUGGAAGCUUUUGUUCCGUCUUCCAAAUCGGUAUCAAUUCAUUUGAAUAGACGAAUAUCAACGCUGACCUUUGAGUUUUCUCGUCCAUUCAGUCGUAAAUUGUUUGAAAAUGUUAUAGAGUCAAUGCUUUGGGAGCACAGUGUUCACGAUGAGAGCGGAAAUCCAAUGAAUGUUCUACGCUUAAAGGGAUUUAUUCGCUUCAUAGAUGAUGAUUGUACUUACAGUCUACAGGGAUUGAACGAAAUUUAUGAUCUUUCCCAAAUACCUAAUGAAAGAGCUGAAUUGCUUAACCUAAACGGAACAAGAUUAAUAUUUAUUGGUCAUAAUCUAUGUUCAUCAAUUUUGAAAGAAUUGCUCAUUAAUUGUACAGUAUGA
Molecule: messenger RNA, 1074 nt
Organism: Schistosoma curassoni
Lineage: Eukaryota; Metazoa; Platyhelminthes; Trematoda; Strigeidida; Schistosomatidae
Source: the annotation of a GenBank genome assembly